AUGAGAACAAUCCUUAUAUUAGUUUUUGUUUCAACAUUAGGAUUUUCUUCGGUUUCCUCCGCUCGUAUGGGUCUCGAGGUUCCAGUGGGAAAGAGCUCGUCCAGCAACAAUGCCCUCACAAGUGGUACCCAGAGAUUCUGCCACGUAUGUUCGGGAGGAGAUUCAAUCCUUUCACCGGCUCUUCAAAAAGCCAUGAAAUACUUUAAUAUAAGCGAAGGCUCAAAAGUGGGGAAUUGUGAGUCGAAAUCAAGUGCCGACUCGUGUCGAGGGAUUUUGUGUCAAAAAAGCGUUGUUACCUACGAAAUUAACUAUUCCGGUAGUGUUUACAAAUAUCACGUCUGGGUGAAGAGUUGUGGAGCAGCGAGUACAUCAAAAAACAUUGGAAAAUGCUUGAAUGGCGUAGUCGAGAAAGUCUCCACCGGUUAUUCCAAGUUUUCCACUGUAUGCAUGUGCAACAAUAAAAACUAUUGCAAUUCGACAUGCGAUUUUCACACGAGAAUCUUUUCGCUUAUUAUGUUCAUCGCUUUUAUCUCGAUAUUUAAAGAG
Molecule: messenger RNA, 546 nt
Organism: Mesorhabditis belari
Lineage: Eukaryota; Metazoa; Nematoda; Chromadorea; Rhabditida; Rhabditidae
Source: the annotation of a GenBank genome assembly